Molecule: messenger RNA, 4236 nt
Organism: Phyllostomus hastatus (greater spear-nosed bat)
Lineage: Eukaryota; Metazoa; Chordata; Mammalia; Chiroptera; Phyllostomidae
Gene: NFE2L1
Product: NFE2 like bZIP transcription factor 1
Exons: 6
Coding region: 669-2987 (772 amino acids)
Biological process (GO): regulation of transcription by RNA polymerase II
Cellular component (GO): nucleus
Molecular function (GO): RNA polymerase II cis-regulatory region sequence-specific DNA binding; DNA-binding transcription factor activity, RNA polymerase II-specific
Source: RefSeq, a predicted model, not a curated record
GGUGGGGCCACAGCGCAGGGCGGGAUGGGGUUUGGCCGUAAGGGUGGGUCACGGCCAGGAAAGUAGCACUUGUUCGUUGCUGCCCCAGAAGGCUGGAAGCCGAGGACCCGAGAGCGGGCAUGGCGACUUGGUCUCAGGCGGACUCUGGUUUCUCUGGAAACCCCCCUGGUAAGUGUGGAGGAGGCGGGACACUCUGACCCAAGACAAAAGGCCGGUACCUCCAGCCAAAGAAAAUAAACCUUAGGAGAGAGAAGGAAAAACAAAACAAAACAAAACAAAAACCCAUCGGCUGUUCCAGAGAACAGCCUGCAGUGGAAUCAACAGCGAGGACGACUGACGUGAGUGGGGAAGUGACUGUAUGUGGACUGUGGAGAAAGUAAGUCACGUGGGCCCCGAGGGCCUGGACUGGGUGAGGAGCAGCCGUGCUUGCAGAGGUGAGGUGUCGCGAAGGGAGAAGUGAAUGUGGUCUGGAGUGUGGCCUUGGCUCCACGGGGUGUGCGUUCCUCCGAGGCCGUCAGGGAGCUCAGCCCCCGUGUUCCGCCGGGGCGGGGUACAGGGUUUGGCACCGAGGGGGGUAACUUGCUGGCUGGAGCAGCAGAACAGUGGCCUUGAUUUGUCUUUUGGAAGAUUUAAAAACCAAAAAGCAUAAACAUUGUGGUUCUUCAGCAAUGCUUUCUCUGAAGAAAUACUUAACGGAAGGACUCCUCCAGUUCACCAUUCUGCUGAGUUUGAUUGGGGUGCGGGUGGACGUGGAUACUUACCUGACCUCACAGCUCCCCCCGCUCCGGGAGAUCAUCCUGGGGCCCAGUUCCGCCUACACUCAGACCCAGUUCCACAACCUGAGGAACACCUUGGAUGGCUAUGGUAUCCACCCCAAGAGCAUAGACCUGGACAAUUACUUCACCGCCCGGCGGCUCCUCAGUCAGGUGAGGGCCUUGGACAGGUUCCAGGUGCCGACCACUGAGGUGAACGCCUGGCUGGUCCACCGGGACCCGGAGGGGUCUGUCUCUGGCAGCCAGCCCAGCUCAGGCCUUGCGCUCGAGAGUUCCAGUGGCCUCCAAGAUGUGACAGGCCCCGACAACGGGGUGCGAGAAAGCGAAUCGGAGCAGGGAUUCAGUGAAGAUUUGGAGGAUUUGGGGGCUGUAGCCCCUCCAGUCAGUGGAGACUUAACCAAAGAGGACAUAGAUCUGAUUGACAUCCUUUGGCGACAGGAUAUUGACCUGGGGGCUGGGCGUGAGGUUUUUGACUAUAGUCAUCGCCAGAAAGAGCAGGAUGUGGAUAAGGAACUGCAAGAUGGAGCGGAGCAGGAGGACACCUGGCCAGGCGAGGGCGCAGAAGUUCUGGCACGAAACCUGCUAGUGGAUGGAGAAACUGGGGAGAGCUUCCCUGCCCAGGUGCCUGGUGGGGAGGACCAGACAGCCCUGUCCCUGGAAGAGUGCCUUAGGCUGCUGGAGGCCACCUGCCCCUUUGGGGAGAAUGCUGAGUUUCCAGCAGACAUUUCCAGCUUAACAGAAGCAGUGCCUAGUGAGAGUGAGCCCCCAGGUCUUCAGAACAACCUCUUGUCUCCUCUCCUGACGGGGACAGAGUCACCGUUUGAUUUGGAACAGCAGUGGCAAGAUCUCAUGUCCAUCAUGGAAAUGCAGGCCAUGGAAGUCAACACAUCAACCAGUGAGAUCCUGUACAAUGCCCCUCCUGGAGACCCACUGAGCACCAACUACAGCCUUGCCCCCAACACUCCCAUCAAUCAGAAUGUCAGCCUGCAUCAGGCGUCUCUGGGAGGCUGCAGCCAGGACUUCCCGAUCUUCAGCCCCGAGGUGGAGAACCUGCCUGUGGCCAGCAGCUCCACUUUGCUCCCACUGGUCCCCAGUAAUUCCACCAGCCUCAACUCCACCUUUGGCUCUACCAACCUGGCAGGUCUCUUCUUUCCGCCCCAGCUCAAUGGCACAGCCAAUGACACCGUAGGCCCCGACCUGCCUGACCCACUUGGGGGUCUGUUAGAUGAAGCCAUGCUGGAUGAGAUCAGCCUGAUGGACCUGGCCAUAGAGGAAGGCUUUAACUCCGUGCAGGCCUCCCAGCUUGAAGAGGAAUUUGACUCUGACUCAGGCCUCUCCUUGGACUCCAGCCAUAGCCCUUCCUCUCUGAGCAGCUCUGAAGGCAGUUCUUCUUCCUCCUCUUCCUCUUCCUCCUCCUCCUCUGCUUCUUCCUCAGCCUCUUCCUCCUUUUCUGAGGAAGGUGCUGUCGGCUACAGCUCUGACUCUGAAACUCUGGAUCUGGAAGAGGCAGAGGGCGCUGUGGGCUACCAGCCUGAGUAUUCCAAGUUCUGCCGCAUGAGCUACCAGGAUCCGUCUCAGCUCUCCUGCCUGCCCUACUUGGAGCACGUGGGCCACAACCACACGUACAACAUGGCACCCAGUGCCCUUGACUCCGCUGACCUGCCACCACCCAGCACUCUCAAGAAGGGCAGCAAGGAGAAGCAGGCCGACUUCCUAGACAAGCAGAUGAGCCGGGACGAGCACCGAGCCCGAGCCAUGAAGAUCCCCUUCACCAAUGACAAGAUCAUCAACCUGCCUGUGGAGGAAUUCAAUGAGCUGCUGUCCAAAUACCAGCUCAGCGAAGCCCAGCUGAGCCUCAUCCGGGACAUCCGGCGCCGGGGCAAGAACAAGAUGGCAGCACAGAACUGCCGCAAGCGCAAGCUGGACACCAUCCUGAACCUGGAGCGGGAUGUGGAGGACCUGCAGCGCGAUAAAGCCCGACUGCUGCGGGAGAAGGUGGAGUUCCUCCGGUCCCUGCGGCAGAUGAAGCAGAAGGUCCAGAGCCUGUACCAGGAGGUGUUUGGGCGGCUGCGAGAUGAGAACGGGCGACCUUACUCACCCAGUCAGUAUGCUCUCCAGUAUGCCGGGGAUGGCAGUGUCCUCCUCAUUCCCCGCACCCUGGCUGACCAGCAGGCCCGGCGACAGGAGAGGAAGCCAAAGGACCGGAGAAAGUGAGCCUGGGGUGGAAGGGGGGUUGACGCUCACCAAGAUUGAAACUGGAGAAGGGCUGGGCCUGGACCUGGACCUACAGCAGGGGGACUUGAAUGCCUUCUUAUCCAAUAGAUCUUCUCAGAUGGGAUGACUGUCGGUCAGUGGAAGAGGCGGGCGCAGGUGCUGUCUGGCUCAGCUUCCCCCACUGGGGAGAGUGGAAAUAGCCAGACUGUUUGGGUGGACAGGGUCCUCACUCAUCCCCCUUUCAUUUGAGGGAAGGGGCAGGGUGGUGAUGGCAGUGAUGGAGGCUGACAAAGGGAAAGGAAGGGACUUGUGAAAGGAGACAAAGGUAGUAGAAAGUCUCAUUCUAGGAAGAGGAAGGAAAGAAACCAAAAAAAAAAAAAAAAAAAAAAUCAAAGCUUGAAGAAAAAAGUGCAGGUUAAGAUUGAAUCUGACCAGGAUUCCAGGCAGCAGGUUUUAGGUGGGACUAGGUCAUUGGUGUGAGUAAACCCCACUUCACCCCAGGGGAGGGGUGGAACAGACAGGGUGGGUUCUGGGAGGGGCUUUGUGAACUCUUUCUGCUCCCACACUUUGGCAUCCCUGAAGGGGAGGCUCUUCGAUAUCUCCUUGAAUGUUUCAGUGCUGGGGAGCCACUGGGACCCGAUACUAGCUAGCUUGGAGAAGGUUAGGGUUAAAGGGUGGGGCGAACAGGAGAGGAUCACAAGGCCCAGUGUUGCAGGAGCCCCAACACCAAGCAUGCCACUCACUGCCCUGCCACUCCAUCUCCCUUGGUGCCCAGUCACCCCUGAGCUGAGGCUCCCACAACUCCAUCAGAACCUGCAUGCAAAUGCUGUUCUCUUCCUGGCCCCUCACUAGCUGCCCAGAGCUCUUCCGCAGCUGGGGUGCUGGCAGUGCCCCCAGUGAUGGGCCUGCAGCCUCUUGGGGGCUGUUUUGAGGCAGGGGGACGAUGUGGAGAAGCCAGGCAGUAUUCAGCACAAUACUGAGGAGUGACCCCCUCAGGUCUCCCACCAACAACUGGGCUUGUCACUGGAAAAGACAAACUACAAAACCCAGCAACAACAAAACUAGUCCUCUUAGAGUUUCCUGCGCUUUUUUUUUUCCCCUAAGGGCUUUGAGCCCUGUUUCACUUAUAGGGUCUAGAAUGCUUGUGUUGAGUAACAAGGAGAUACCCCAAUAUUCAAAGCUGCUAAAUGUUCUCUUUGCCAUAAAGACUCCGUGUAACUGUGUGAACAUUUGGGAUUUUUCUCCUCCA